AUGACGCGGAAUUAUGAUUACCUUUUCAAACUCUUGCUGAUUGGGGACUCAGGAGUUGGGAAAACUAGCCUUCUCUUUCAGUUUACGGAACAACAAUUUAAUGCUACAUUUAUUGCUACUAUAGGUAUUGAUUUUAAAAUUCGAACAAUUGACGUGGACGGAAAGAAAAUCAAAUUGCAGAUAUGGGACACUGCAGGUCAGGAACGCUUCCGUACAAUUACAACAGCAUAUUACCGCGGCGCAAUGGGAAUUAUGCUCGUUUACGAUAUUACACAGGCUCAAUCAUUUCGCAAUAUUAAACAGUGGCUGAGUAAUAUUGACGACCAUGCAAAUUCGGAUGUGGAACGGAUGUUGCUGGGUAACAAAUGCGACAUGGUCUCCCAACGGCAGGUCUCAAAGGAAGAGUUUGCUACCAAUCAUAACAUUGGAUUUCUCGAGACCAGUGCAAAAGAAGGUGAAAAUGUUACCGUUGCCUUUCGAAUGCUUGCACGAGCUAUUAAAACAAAAAUGGAACAAAAAAUGGUAUGUGUUGCUUGUGCGCUUGUACUUAAUUUGAAGCCAUUUAUUUCAUUCUCGGCAAUUUUGGCUCUUGUAUAA
Mesocestoides corti is the source of this 597-nucleotide messenger RNA. The record is from the annotation of a GenBank genome assembly. NCBI's taxonomy places the organism in Eukaryota, Metazoa, Platyhelminthes, Cestoda, Cyclophyllidea, Mesocestoididae.